ACGGCUGGACCAAGGCCUGCCAGAAUUAAUAGAACCAGGAUACUUCAGAAAGUUCAUGGAAAGGGACGAAGUCAUACGGAAGCAUCUCCUCAUUGAUGGAGAUGGAGCAGGAGAUGACCGGAGAAUUAACCUGCUGGUGAAGAGUUUCAUUAAGUGGUGCAACUCUGGAUCUCAGGAAGAGGGAUACAGCCAGUACCAACGUAUGCUGAGCACACUGUCACAAUGUGAAUUUUCAAUGGGCAAAACAUUACUGGUAUAUGAUAUGAAUCUCAGAGAAAUGGAAAAUUAUGAAAAAAAUUAUAAAGAAAAAGAAUGUAGCAUUGCUGGAGCACAUGAAAAAAUUGCUGAGUGCAGAAAACAAAUUCUUCAAGCAAAACGAAUACGAAAAAAUCGCCAAGAAUAUGAUGCUUUGGCAAAAGUGAUCCAGCACCAUCCAGACAGGCAUGAGACAUUAAAGGAACUAAAGUCUCUGGGAAAAGAAUUAGAGCAUCUUUCGCACAUUAAAGAAAGUGUUGAAUAUAAGCUUGAACUGAGACGUAAACAGUUUCACGUUCUUCUUAGUACCAUCCACGAACUUCAGCAAACAUUGGAAAGAGUCAUAUUCAAUUUUUUAAAAAGUUCUGAUAAGAAUGUAUAA
Messenger RNA from Lepus europaeus (European hare), 637 nucleotides. RefSeq names its product THO complex subunit 7 homolog. Gene Ontology annotation, biological process: mRNA export from nucleus; mRNA processing. The transcript has a single exon. NCBI's taxonomy places the organism in Eukaryota, Metazoa, Chordata, Mammalia, Lagomorpha, Leporidae. Bases 56 to 637 code for a protein of 193 amino acids. Gene Ontology annotation, cellular component: THO complex part of transcription export complex. The record is from RefSeq and is a predicted model, not a curated record.